Messenger RNA from Cuscuta epithymum, 3918 nucleotides. NCBI's taxonomy places the organism in Eukaryota, Viridiplantae, Streptophyta, Magnoliopsida, Solanales, Convolvulaceae. The record is from the annotation of a GenBank genome assembly.
CUAGACGAAGGGGUAGGCUUUUACAUGCUACAUUUCUGGCAUUGCAAACUGUGGGAGAAUUGCUGGUUCUUGGGCGCGAGACAUGUCAUCUGUCACACCAGCCGUGGAAACAGUUUUUUCUGUUAAUGCCGAACGCCCUCUCUCAUACCCUAAGCCCGAAGCUGAGUUCCAGGAAAUUGUUCGAAACCCGGAGCUUUUCUGGCAAAAGCUUCAAGCUUUUCACAUUUCAUUGGGUGCCAAAUACUCGAUUCCUACUGUAGCAGGAAAGCCUCUAGACCUUUACCGCCUUUUUGUGGAGGUUACGUUGCAAGGAGGAAUUGAUAAGGUUAUUAGAGAUCGACGAUGGGAGGACGUGAUUGGGGCCUUCAGUUUUCCAUCCUAUGUAACAAGUCCAUCGUUCCUCUUGAGAAAGUACUACCUCUCUUUGUUAUAUCACUUUGAGCAGGUCUAUUACUUCCGCAAGGAAGAGCCUUCAUCUGCCACUGAUCCUACAAGCAAAACUUCCAGUUCCUUACAAACCAUGCAUCCUGUGGAUGGUGAUGCCACCAAGAUUGGACAUUCAGAGACUCCCAACAGUCUUGAAGUUGGCAACUCAGUUAUUGGCACAAUUGAUGCAAAGUUUGAAGAUGGCUAUGUAAUUACUGUGAAUAUGGGGUCGGAGGUAUUGAAUGGUGCUCUUUAUCAUAAACCUAUACAACCACACUCACCUCAAAGUGCUAGUACUUCUAGCGGACCUGCGAAACAGACUAGAAAGAAAUACCAGCUUGCACUACCGGAUCACUCUCGACCACGUCAAAAUCUAAGUGGCUACAAUUUCUUUUAUGCCGAACAGUAUGCCAAGCUUAAGCCUUCACAUCAGGGCCAUGCAAAAGCUAUCAGCAAGGAAAUUGGGCUGUUAUGGAGCCGGCUCACAGAUGCUGAGAAACAGGUUUAUCAGGAAAAGGGUUUGCGAGAUAAAGAGAGAUACAGGGUUGAGAUGCUUGAAUAUAAGUCCUCCCAGCCUGUACAAACUUAAGACAUAUAUGGAUGGUGUAUAAUUUCUGGUGUGAUGAAUAUUCAUAACCAUAUACCCCCUCCUGGAGACUCUUUAUUUCUUGAUCACAAGGGAAUUUGGCAUUUUUCUGUUUUUAUCUUUACAAGGGUAAUCGUUACUUCUAACUAGGGGUGGACCGGUCAUAACCGGAACCGACCAGUUCCUAGGAUCGGGUUGCCCAGUUCGAUUAGGAGACUGGCCCCUAGGGGGUUAACGGGUCCCGGGCGUAGUUUGUAGGGACCGGAACCGGCAGGUCUGAUCCUGGUUCGGUCUUUUUGUUUUUGUUUUUGUUUUUUGCAUUUCAAGCUUUAGAAGCAUUUGUUUUAAGAGGUGUAAAUUCAUUUGAAAGCUAUAAAGGGUAUAGAGGGCGGUUGGGAGAGUUAGGGGUGUUUGGAACUGAUUCUGCUUCUGCUUCUUUUUUAAAGUAGAAGCAGAAUCAGAAUCAGUUUUUUGGAGCUGGUACCCCCAGCUUCUAAAAAAACUGAUUCUGAGAGUAAAUUAGAGCAAACUGCUUCUGGAAUUUCACUCAAACACUCCAGCUUCUGCUUCUGCUCCUUGAAGGAGCAGAAUCAGUUUUGAGAAUCAAAUCCAAACAACCCCUUAAUAGAUGCACAAGAAGAUUUAAAGAAAACGGGAUUGGGACUGAGACCAGGAUUGAAAUUGGCCCCAAACCAGAAUAACCAGCAUUGGUCUCGGUUCAAGGUAUCUCAAACCCCAAAACCUCGGGACCGAAACUAACCCAGAAUUGGGAUUGGUCCAUCCCUACUCUAUCUUGUGAACAACAAAUACCAUAAUUCCUUCAUUCAGUUAUGCAUAUGUAGAGAGUCGUAGAGAAACAAAGAGUUUAUAUAGUGUAACUUUUUAUUUAAGCAUUUUGUAUUUAAUUGUAUUUAAACAUAAAUUGUAUGACAUUUUAUUUAAGCAUUUUGCGAAUGACGUAAAAUAUUUCAUUUGAGGGGAGAGAAUACUUUACAUCAUUUAAUACCUAGUAUUAAAAAUGCAAAUACUUCGCUUGCAAUUUAAAUUUGCGCUACACACCUAACUAGAUGCAUGAUAAUUGGUUCCCAACACUUGGCAUGUAAACAUUUUACAUGCAAAACCUUAAUGUGGAACUACCGAACAGCCUUUCAGGUUUAUGUCAUGAUUUGUACGGAUUUCGUUUUUCUUUUCACACAAGAUCUGAAUUAUAUCUCUAUAUUGGAGCUAGAAUCGACUAGGGGUGGCCCGAGACCGGUCUGACCGGCCUGGGACUAGGCCGCCACUGUGCGGGACCAGACUGACCCGGUUGACCGGGACCGGGCCUAGGGCCUGGCCCAGGGGGUGUUUUGGGGGCGAUCUCGGGCUGAACCUCUCUUGGUACCGGCCCGGCCGGUCCGGGCCCAAUGUUUUUUUUUUUUUUUUUUUUUUUUUGGGGGGGGGGGGGGGGGGGGGUUGGACUGGUUUGGGUAAGAGUUGGGUUGGGCUGGUUGUUUUGGGGGUGUUUGCGGGUUGGGGGUAGAAUGAAUAAGCAAAAACCCAAAAACAAUAUAUAUAGUCGGUCCGGUUCCGGGCCUCCAUUUCCAGACCCGGGCCUGCCCUAAGCCCGACCCGGACCCGGUCCUGACCCGGGACUAGUCCAUCCGUAGAAUCGACCAGUUUAUUGGAAUUGGCGACUCAGAACUCGAAUUUUAGGUCCUGUUCUCAGCUUCUCAGGCUUCAAUAUAUAAAAGGGAAAACUGUCAAUUUAGCCCCCGUAUUAUACUGAAAACGUCGAUUAGGCCCCCGUACUUCAAAAACACCCAAUUGAAUCCUCGUACUAUUAAAAAACGUUCAAUUGAGCACUUUUAGAAGGUCACCAACCGGUUUCCCGGUUAGGUACACGCGUGGCACUCCACGUGGCGGCCCGCGUGGCAGGUUUUAUCUUUUUUCUUUUUCUUUUUCUUUUUCCCUUCCUUUUCCUUUCUUUCUUCUUUCUUUACUCUCGUUCUCUUCCUUCGGUCCUUCCCAGAUCCCAUCGGUCCUUCCCAGAUCCCAGGUCGCUGGCCUCCUGCAACUCCAUCUUCCUUCUUUUUCUUUUUCCCUUCCUUUUCCUUUCUUUCUUCUUUCUUUACUCUCGCUCCCUUCCUUCGGUCCUUCCUAGAUCCCAUCAGUCCUUCCCAGAUCCCAGGUCGCCGGUCUUCUGCAAUUCCGUCUUCCGGAGUACAUCUCUUUUUUCCUUUUCUUCAUUUUCACGUUGCAACUUCUCUUCUUUUUUAUUUUGCCGGCCUCCUGCAACUCCAUCUUCCUUCUUAUAUCUCAUUUUUAUUUUGCAACUUCUCAAGUUGGGUAUUACGCCGGAAGGUUGGUUUGCGGCCGAAAGGUAGACUUCCGUGCUAUGCGACGUUAUCAAGUGUAACAGAACUCUGGAACAAGAGCAACCCUGGUGAUGUCGGCAACCCCUAAAUUUCUUCACUGGCUUCACCGACUAUGAAUGCUCUGUACGCGAAGGGGAAGAAGGAUAGAAAAGAAAAGAGAAGGAUAAAGAAAAAGAAAAAGAAAAUAGAAAGGAAAAAAGAAAAUAGAAAAAAUGCCAUGUGGGCUGUCACGUGGAAUGCCACGCGUGUACCUAACCGGGAAACCGGUUGGUGACCUUCUAAAAGUGCUCAAUUGAGCAUUUUUUAGUAGUACGAGGAUUCAAUUGGGUGUUUUUGAAGUACGGGGGCCUAAUCGACGUUUUCAGUAUAGUACUGGGGCUAAAUUGACAGUUUUCCCAUAUAUAAAAUGUUGGGUGUGUUUCGGAAAAUAAAGAAAAUUAAUUAAAAUAAAUUAAUUAAAUAAAUAAAAUGACGAAAGAAAAACAAGAAAAGAGAUGGAGCAGAAUUUGUCAAAGCUCGUGCUACGCACGAUGUCCUUAAAACGUAUUUGUU